AUUUCCUUUAAAAACAACGCUUGAAAUGGAAAAUGCGUGACAGGAAAAAUUACUUUUAUAAUUGAAUAUUAUAAUGGAAUCUAAGAAAAUGUCUCACGAGGACAUACCCUCCAUUGUGGAAACAUUUCGUAGUCCAUACGAAAGCAACGUAGAAUGGGACCUGAGGAGAGCUUUUAUGAUAGCUAACUAUGGUACAGUCAGCAAUGAGUCCUUAGUGUGCCUAGCCAAUUGUUAUUUGAAUGUUGAGAUGUAUGGAUGUAGGUAUCCUAUGUUAGUAAUGGAUAAAAUUAAAGAAAUGAGCAGUGAUCUCAACUCUCACAACUCAAUGAAGAUGGAGAAUGUGCCAAAGAGACUAAAGGGUUUAGAGACUGUUAAGUUUGUAAAGCAAUCGGACGCACAACCAGUUAAAAAACAGACUGAAAAAUCCUCUUUUAGUGGUGAACCAAGUGCUAAAGAGAAAACAACGAACAGAUUCUCUGUAGCUUCAUCUGGGAAACCCCCAAACCAGGCUUCAAAUUCAAACAAUGCACAAAAGGCAGCUAGCAAAAUGACUGUUGCACCAAAUUUUCACUUCGUGAAAGCCAGCACAGAAUUUCACAGCACAGAUGUGGCCACAGAAAGUGUGAAACAGAAGAUGAAGGAAGAAUUUCUAGAGAGUUGUCAACCUCAGCCUGUUGUGCAUCCGCAAAUGACUGCACAGAACUCUCAACAGAAAUCAGGAUUAGGGUUCUCCAAGAAGGGGAAAUCCACAAAUAAAGGUCCAGAAGUUCCCGCCAACUCGUUCAUAAGUGAAGAAGAGAAUCAGUUUCAUGCAUUUGCCAAUCAUUAUGCCACCUACAGGAAGAACCAUCCACAGCGAUCUCCAGUGGACAUUUUUCAUAUGGUUGCCACAAAAACUAGGAUGAAGAUCGACGCACAAUUCAGUGAUGUUUCUGUCAAAGGACAGCCUAAGUUUGUCUGCACAGUUAUCAUUGACAAUGUCGUAGUAGCAACAGGGGAGGAUUCUAAUAAGAAGGGUGCUAAGAACAAGGCCUUUGAAAUAGGACAAGAAAAACUUUCAAGGAAAUACCUGAAGGUAGUGAGAGUUAACCCUGAAAAACAGGAACUUCAGGCCUUUGAUGAAGAACCAGAAAGCGAACCAGGAUUUAUAGCAGAAGAACCAGUUGCUGUGGUGCCCAAACCUGGAUCCCGUAAGAGAAAAGAGAGUGAACUCCAUGGAGAUUUAACCAGAUUCAUCAUCUUUGAGAGAUCAAACCCAGAGGCUGAACAGAAUGCUGUAUCCAUACUACAGAACAGUGCUGCUAUGAACCAUGCCAACCUGGAAUAUGAUUUUCAUGUGGACAUGUCAGGAACACGUUGCAGGGUGUUGUUAGAGGGACAUAAUUUGGUGGAGUACAUGGGCACCACCAAAGCUACAUCUAAAUCUGUGGCUUCGGAGAAAGCCCUAGAGAGACUGAGGCAGAUCUGUUAUACCAUCAAAAUCAAGCAGGCAGUGGAUUCCAGUGAAGCUGAUGUUGGACGAGACGAGGUGAUGGGGGAAAUUCAGAAACAGGUUUUAGCCAUUCCUGAUGACAACAUAGGCAGCCGUCUGCUUAAGAAGAUGGGUUGGACAGGGGGCGGAGUCGGAGCAGAAGGAAACAAGGGAUUGGCUGAACCUGUAGCUGUCACCUUGACAAACCACACCCUCCUCAAUAGACAAGGUCUGGGACUACAUGGAGACCACGCCAAGGCCAUGGUGGACUUCAAAAAGAAAAUUACAGAAGUGAUAAACAAUUACGCCAAGUCGGACAAGCAGGAAGACCUAGCCUUUGCUCCAGAGUUCAGCAAGGAAGAGCGGGCCUUCAUCCACCAGCAUUCUCAAAAGCUGGGACUGAAAACUCAAAGUAGAGGUUCAGGUAAUGAGAGGUAUUUAACUAUUUCUCGCAAAAGAAGUGUUUCACAAUUGUUUGAUCAUAUCAUGGAAGAAGGGGGGUCUACGCAGAAGUAUGAGCUUAUUGCUCCCUUGUAUGACUCGUAAAGAUCAUGAAAAAUCAGUGUUAAAUCCCUUUUUUGACUUUUUGUGCCAUUUUUUCCCCCUGUGUGCAUGCA
This is a messenger RNA of Saccostrea cuccullata (small rock oyster), 2088 nucleotides long. RefSeq names its product NF-kappa-B-repressing factor-like. Gene Ontology annotation, molecular function: nucleic acid binding. The transcript is spliced from 3 exons. The record is from RefSeq and is a predicted model, not a curated record. Lineage: Eukaryota; Metazoa; Mollusca; Bivalvia; Ostreida; Ostreidae. Bases 74 to 2017 code for a protein of 647 amino acids.